AUGUCGCUUACUCCACUCCUAGAACCGUCCUGCAUAGAGAAAAAUACGUACGAGACUGCACACGUUUAUGAAACAGAGUGUGCCACAAGCCUAAAAGAUGAAUCUGAAUCUUUGGAAUACCAAAGAUAUAUUUAUGACUCCAACAAAAGUGGGAAUGAUAUCAGUAUUUUUGCCAAAUACCAGUCUAAACCACAGCUCUUUGGAAAAGAGGAAAGGGAAAAUGUCUCUCUUAAUAAUUUUGCUGGAAGAUUCAAAGGAGUCAUGGAGCAAUUUGAAGAAAACAAGAAAAAGAUCAAGGAAAAAUAUGAUAAUGACCUUUUAAAUGCUUUUAUUUUGAACACCAAAGAAAGUCUUCAAAAAUUGCAGUCCUCCUUCAGCAUGUUAGAAGAAAUUCUAAAAUCUGUUUUGGAUGAUUUGGGAAAUAUUUCUAAGACAAUGCAAGAAACCUCUCAGUCCCAUUAUGGACUGUUACUGAAUGCUCUUGGUGAGAAAAAUGAAAUGGGACAGGUAUUACUGGGAAUGGAGAAAAGGCUGCAAGAAAAAGACACAGAAAUCUCAGAUCUGACGUCUAGCCUACGGUUACUAAAAGAUAGCCUGGAGCAAUUUACAGUUCAGCAGAACCAGCAGCACUUGAAGAUCUGUGAACAUUUGGACCCCGUGAAGCUCUCCAAAAUUCUGGAUGACUUACAAGCAUUCAUUUGUGCGCCCAGAGAAUCUCAUCGCCUCAAGGACAGCAGCUCCCAGACUUCUCCAGAUAUUCUGUUGAACCAAUUAUCUUAUAGUUGCCACUUGAACGUUUUAAACAUCUCUCCUGCAAACAAAGACAUCUCUGAUAAAGCUGCCUCAGAAAGCAGAGAAAAGGUUGACACGCAGCGGAGGAGGCGUGUUCCAGACAGAGGCCCCAAUGCUGAGAAGACAUUUUGCUGCUCCAGUGCAGGUCUUCUUGCAAAAAGCCAAGAGAGAAACUGGUUCCUUAGUCAAGAGCCCAACGAAGCUACUCCGGUGAGGAAAGUGAUCCAGAGAAACAACCAAUCAAAAGGCCACAGUGCUACAAAACAUUCACUGCUAAGCCAUCCUGAAAUGGAGGACGGAUUCGUGCGAGACGGCGCAGGUGAUGGGCAAAGCCAGGAACUCAUUGCAGGCAAGAUGAAUAAUAAUAAAAGCAAAGGAAACAGAGUUAAACAGGGCAAGCCACGGUUGUCUAGCCAGAGGAAAAGAAUGUACCCCUCCAGGAAAGGAAAUGGUUUGAAAUAUUCCAGAACUGAUGUAAAACAAGAAACAACAGGAAAAGGACGUUCCAUUGCGGAACACUCCUGUAGAGAUCUGAGGGAAUCUGGUAGUAUUAGCUUGAGGCCUCUGGCUUUGAGUGAGAAAAAGAUAGGCAGUCUCCAGGACAGAAAGAAAAAGAAGGCUAAGCUCCUGUUCCUUUCCCAUGAAAAGCAGCAGCCCACGCCGAAUCUCAACGAGAGGACUGGCACGAAGGGCAAACAUUGUUUCUGGCCCUGCUGCUCUCCAGAAAGUUUGUUUCCCCAAACCCAGAUCAAGUGGCUAGAUCUUUUUGAUAAUUACUCCCUGAGUAAUUGCAAUACUCCUGUCCCCAAGAAUGCCACGGCCUGUUGCCAAUUGUUUUUUGACAGUGAAUAUUCUGAUUAAAUGGGGUUUGUGUAUAUCAAUAAUCUGCUAUGGAACUCCCCUUGUAAAACGUUACCCCAAAAGAACCCCUUUUGUUUAUCGUAACUAGUAAUCCCAGCAUCCUCCUGGACCUACCCCAGCCACUGUCCCUGAAAAGCUGUUUUGUGGUUGUGACAUUCUGAGAAAGACUAUAGUAAAGUAGAAAAGGGGAGCAUAUCUCAUUUAAUUUCUCCGCAGCUCUGGAGAGGGGAAGGGAAGUACAUGACUAAAGUUGAGGUUGUUUUCUUUAGUAGGUCUAUACUGGCUCUUUGCUUUUUUUGUCUCCAAAAAUUUAAUUUUGCCCACUGUUGUUAUAUACAUAAUGCCCCAAAUAAGUACUGUACAUUCUGAGCUUAUUAAUAGUAUGGGUUGUGACCAUAGGAACGAAUGUUUGAUUAAUAAUACAACAUACAGUAUCUAUUUGAUAUAUGUGUUUAUUGAACCUGUACAAUAAAUGUUCUAUGGUUUCUG
Molecule: messenger RNA, 2142 nt
Organism: Crotalus tigris (Tiger rattlesnake)
Lineage: Eukaryota; Metazoa; Chordata; Lepidosauria; Squamata; Viperidae
Gene: IHO1
Product: interactor of HORMAD1 1
Exons: 9
Coding region: 1-1653 (550 amino acids)
Biological process (GO): DNA recombination; homologous chromosome pairing at meiosis; meiotic DNA double-strand break formation
Cellular component (GO): condensed nuclear chromosome
Source: RefSeq, a predicted model, not a curated record